AUGUUACCUGUCCUCUGGAGCUCGACCCACCAGCCCUGUCCAUUCUCCCACAUCCACAUCCAACCCCACCCUGGCCCCAGCCUUGCCCUUCCCAUUCCCCACAUCCACCCCCCACCCUGGCCCCAGCCCUACCCUGCCUAUUCCCCCACAUCCACCCACUACCCUGACCCCAGCCCUACCCUGCCUAAUUCCCCCAUAUCCACCCUGGCCCCUGCCCUGCCCCCACCAUGGCCCCAGCCCUACCCUGCCUAUUCCCCCAUAUUCACCCUGGCCCCUGCCCUGCCCUCACCCUGGCCCCAGCCUCACCCUGCCUAUUCCCCCAUAUCCACCCUGGCCCCUGCCCUGCCCCAACCCUGGCCCCAGCCUCACCCUGCCUCUUCCCCCAUAUCCACCCUGGCCCCUACCCUGCCUAUUCCCCCAUAUCCACCCUGGCCCCAGCCUCACCCUGCCUAUUCCCCCAUAUCCACCCUGGCCCCUGCCCUGCCCCCACCCUGGCCCCAGCCUCACCCUGCCUAUUCCCCCAUAUCCACCCUGGACCCUGCCCUGCCCCCACCCUGGCCCCAGCCUCACCCUGCCUAUUCCCCCAUAUCCACCCUGGCCCCUGCCCUGCCCUGGCCCCUGCCCUGCCCAUUCCCCCACAUCCAACCCAAUGCCUGGAGCUGA
This is a messenger RNA of Oncorhynchus keta (chum salmon), 663 nucleotides long. RefSeq lists its product as uncharacterized. The record is from RefSeq and is a predicted model, not a curated record. The coding region runs from base 1 to 663 and encodes 220 amino acids. Lineage: Eukaryota; Metazoa; Chordata; Actinopteri; Salmoniformes; Salmonidae. The transcript has a single exon.